AUGGACAAGGCAGACUUGGCCUCAGGAGCCCGAGGCCGAGCUCACGCACCUGCCGGCGCUUCUCGGGGCGCCUGGGCUGUGAGCGCCGGCCCGGGGCCAUCGGGGCCUUGGACCCGCCGUCUCCAGCCCCAGUCGGUGCUGUCGCCGUGCUUCGAGGCUCUGCCUCUCCCCAGUGAGGAGGAGAACUCCUUUGCAGAGGAGCUCACGGAACUGCACAAGCCGACCACUUACCAAAUCCAACAUUUUAUUUCUUAGCAGGCAACGAUGACGAGCAACACACAAAAAUCUGAUGAAAAUAGAAGUAAAUGUAAAAGCAUGGAGAAGGAAGCUUCAGAAAAUGCUCAGUUGUCCUCCCUUGACAAAACAGAUCCAGCUUUUUCCGAGGGCUCACAGUCCCCUUACAAACUUGAACCACUGGAAGAAGUUUUAGAUGAGAUCAACAAAGAAAUUAUGAACUUGUUAUCAAAAUAUGCUCACACUUUAAGUGAGAGAGCAGCGAUGGAUGCUUCUUAUGUCCAAGAACUUGAUGGAAUCCUAAAGGAAGCGAGGACCAUAGAAAACCACUUAAAGGAGAAAAGAGAGAGUCUGAAACAGAGAUUCACCGUGAUUGCAAAUACUCUGCAAAGCUAAAUAGAGCUUGUUAGAUUGCAGAAAUGCAGAGCAAAACUUGCAGUAUAUUUCAUGAAUUAAAAUACAAACUAUAAUGAGUGCUAUGAUGCAUGUUUCAUAAAUGGCUUAU
Messenger RNA from Athene cunicularia (burrowing owl), 739 nucleotides. It is a transcript of the gene TEX12, whose product is annotated as testis expressed 12. The transcript has 5 exons. Lineage: Eukaryota; Metazoa; Chordata; Aves; Strigiformes; Strigidae. The record is from RefSeq and is a predicted model, not a curated record.